Messenger RNA from Didymosphaeria variabile, 1719 nucleotides. RefSeq names its product GTPase-activating protein (gene GYP1). The transcript has 5 exons. The record is from RefSeq and is a predicted model, not a curated record. Gene Ontology annotation, cellular component: Golgi apparatus. Gene Ontology annotation, molecular function: GTPase activator activity. Gene Ontology annotation, biological process: activation of GTPase activity. NCBI's taxonomy places the organism in Eukaryota, Fungi, Ascomycota, Dothideomycetes, Pleosporales, Didymosphaeriaceae. Bases 1 to 1719 code for a protein of 572 amino acids.
AUGGCCUCCAAGAAGCAGCAGCAGGAAAUGGUUCAGGUCGCAACGGACAAUAAGAAGAUAAUAGGCGCUUCUUAUUCGCAUGCCGAUAUACUAAAGUUUGACACAUUAUCUGUCUCGGGUACAAGUUCGCGCCCACGCACCCCGCCUUCCGCGACCCAUAGUCGCGAGUCCAGUAUCCCUGCCGCUCGAUCUAGUAGCACGAGAUCGCCUCCACCACGCGCGACAUAUACUUCAUUUCUAAGUGAAACGCAUAAUGAUUGGAACGACGGCGAAGACGACGAAGGCGAUAUCAUGUUCGAGGAUGACGAAGACGAGUUUGGACUACCCAGUAUAGCGAGCAUGCGAAGGAAAGGCCGCCGGAAAGAACCAACAAAGGGUAAAGAUCCCGGAGGAGCGGGUAGGAAUAGCCUUGGAUCAACUGCAUGGCGGGCUAUAGACAGCGGCGACAUUGCCGAGGAGAGAGGCAUACCCAACUACCCCACAGCGAAGAAGUCGGAAGGCAAGAUACUGCGGCCACAAUACCAGGAAAUAUUGCGCGAUCCCGCGAACUCGUUACACCUGAUAUCGCACCCUUCAAUCCAUCCUACAGCCUCCGUGAAAGAGAUUGAGGAACAUUCAGCACGAAUAUCGCGGAUAAAUAAGUUUAAGCGCAUACUACAAGCAAGUACUAUAUCCCUGUCGGAACUUCGCGACUCAGCAUGGUCGGGGAUCCCAUCUGAAGUGCGCGCUAUGGCAUGGCAGGUGUUGCUUGGAUAUUUACCUACUAGCACCGAGCGUAGGGUUGCGACACUCGAAAGAAAAAGAAAGGAAUAUCUAGAGGGCGUGCGGCAGGCUUUUGACCGGGGCACUACGGGCAGCGCGGGCGCUGUUGCCGCUGGUGUUACAGGAGCUUCAUCCAUUCCUUCAGCGAACCGUGGACGGGGUCGCGGUCUAGACGAGGCCAUCUGGCACCAGAUCAGUAUCGACGUCCCCCGAACGAAUCCACAUCUCGAGCUGUACAGCUACGAAGCCACACAAAGGUCAUUGGAACGGAUACUGUACGUUUGGGCGAUACGACAUCCUGCAUCAGGCUACGUACAAGGUAUCAACGACUUAGUCACACCCUUCUGGCAAGUCUUCCUCGGUGCCUACAUAUCAGAUCCAAAUAUCGAAUUUGGCAUGGAUCCCGGUCAAUUACCGAAACAAGUUCUAGACGCUGUCGAAGCUGACUCAUUCUGGUGUCUCACAAAGCUCUUGGACGGCAUUCAGGAUAAUUACAUCUCGCAACAACCAGGAAUCCAGCGCCAGGUCGCUGAUCUCAGGGACCUGACUACGAGGAUCGAUGACAAGCUGGCGAAGCAUCUACAGAACGAGGGCGUUGAGUUCAUACAAUUUAGCUUCAGGUGGAUGAACUGCCUUCUGAUGCGCGAGAUAUCCGUUGAGAACACGAUUAGGAUGUGGGAUACCUAUCUUGCCGAAGAAGAUGGAUUCUCCUCCUUCCACCUCUACGUCUGCGCCGCCUUCCUCGUCAAGUGGUCCGAUGAGCUGCGUAAGAUGGACUUCCAAGAAAUAAUGAUGUUCCUACAAUCGCUGCCGACACGGCAAUGGACAAACAAGGACAUUGAGCUAUUGUUGAGUGAAGCGUUUAUAUGGCAAAGCCUGUUCAAAGGUAGCGGCGCGCAUUUGAAGAAUACGGGGUCUAAGGGGAAUGGAGGCGUGGGAAUGGGCCCGAAUUUCUGA